UUACGGAUUUAUUGUUUCUGUAUGCAGCAUCUAAUUUUUAAUGAUAUGAUAUGAAUAUUUCAAUUCGUGAAUGCCCCUCAAUCUUAUUACAUGAUAUGACUGACACCCCUAAGUAAAUUAAUAUUUUGAUAAUUUGAGACUGAAAUAGUUUUCAUUUUGAUUCAACAUGAUUGAUCGUUUGCUGUGGGUUGUUGGCCCUUGGUCAGCAAAAUUACUGGUUAGAGGAGCGCCAUUUUAUUAACCUUUUAGUUUUUAGGUGGGGGUAUGUGAAUUUGUUGUUAAAUAUGUGUUUCAUUAAGAUCAUAUGAGGAUUAUCUUUACGAAAUAUUCCAGAGAUGAAUACAAGAUACUUGGAAUAAACGAAAUUCGGCAUGGAAAAUGGUUCAAACGGCCCCCUGUCAGAAGUUGAGGUGUCGGAACACACAAAUAAUGGAGUAGGGUCCUUCAUAAUGUUAAAAGAUCCAGAUGUGAAUGUUACUGUUUCAGAAGACAAAACAAACCACACAGAAAGGAAUAAAGUAAACGGUGAUAAUAUUACACAGAGUUAUAACAGUGAAGAAAAUUCUUAUAGUUCAGAAAGUGAUGCUUUAGUAAUAGAUGAAAGUAUCCCAAAAAAGCAGAAAAAGUCUGAGAAGAAAACAAACGUGAAGUCAAAAGUUAACAGCGAAGAGGAAAACUUGAAUUUCACCUCAGAAAUUCUCACACAUUCUAACCCCUAUUUCAACGAAUCUCUCUUUGAAUUAUCUCAGUUGCAUAAUAAUUCUCAUGAAGAACAAUCUUUCAAUGAAGGCUCCAAUAUUGAAGGUAAAUUAGAAAAAAGUUGUUCGAAACAUAGACAAAAAAAGGGUAAAUGUAAGCCAAAACCAAAAUUGGAAUAUGCGCAAUAUCUCGGUUUACAACCUACAUUGAAAUUUAAGUGUUCAAAGUGUGGUAGAGCCAUUUUUGAGUCUCUAUCAAGUCUCCAGGAACAUGUUUUACAGUGCAAUGAGGAGAAUGUGCAAGAAAUAACGGAGAAUUCAUGUUCAGGAUUCAAGUUAACUCGAAAAGUAUUCUUGUGCGCUACCUGUGGAACAUAUUACGAAAAUUGGAACUUGUAUAUGCACAUGCUAGAGUUUCAUAGACGUUAUAUAUGUUUAUAUUGUUUAGGAAUGUUCUCAGUGUUAGAAGACUUAUGCCAACAUAUUCAGUCUAGGCAUAAUAUUGAACCAGGUCAUAAAAAUACCCUUGAUGAAUUUUUUAAUGUUUACAAUGAACCUUGCUAUGUAGUUUGCUGUGAAUGUAACAAACUCUUCAGUGAACAGGACAAUUUUUUCUAUCAUAAUUGUAGUAAUAGGAACAAAUUUAAAAAAUUCAUUAAGCAACAAAUUACACCAGAGAAUCAUGUAACUGGUGAGUCAGAAUCUGUGGCUGAAAUCAACAAAAACGAUAGUGCUGAAAAUAUUGUUAAGAGCUCUAAAAGUAAUGAAGAUACUAUUAUGGAUAAUGAAGAUAUAGUAGAGAAUAGCAAAGAUCAUAAUCAGGAGGAAAAUGUUGGAGUAAUUGAUGAUAUUGCUAUGGAUACUAGGGAAAGUUUAACUCAGUUGGCCUGUGAAGAGAAAAGCAGUAAUGCGGUCUGUCAUGAAUUUACAGUUGAUGAGAAAAAUAGUCAAGAUUUUGAAAAAUCUAGAGAAGUAAAUGACAAUUCUGAAAACUAUUGUGGGAGUGACAUAGACAAAGAAUCUGAAGAUAUUCAAAGAGUAACAAUGACUAAUGAAAACCCACCAGAAUAUGAAAAUACCCUUGGAGUAAGUAGAUCUAACAUAACUGAUGAAAAUUUCGAAGAGCUUAAUGCUAUGGAUAAUGCCAAUGAUGAGAUGGAACCAGAGACUCAAAACAGUGGUAAUGAAGAAUUGUUGGAGAAGUUUACAGUAGCCACAGAUGAUGAAAUUGAUGAUGAAAUGGUCAAUCAGAUGGAAGGUUUAGAAACUCGUAAAGUACCAAAAUUAUCACUUAAAUUACCUAAACGAGGGUCAUAUGUUGAGCCAGACCCAGAAGACAGUGAUGAUAGUGAAAAACUUAUGAUGGAAGUAGACCAAAUAGAAAGUGAGAAUGAGAAUGAAAUCGAUGACAAAAGUCAACAAAUUGAGAAACAAGAAUUUGAUGAAGAGGACAAAGAAGAAGACGAUGACCAAGCAAAAGAGAAUGGCCAAGAACAUAAUAUAACGGAAGAACCUACACAUUCUGAUCUAUAUCAAGUAGCUGGAUCUGAUAUUCCCAUUAUAGAACUAGAACUGGAGCAACCCUUAGAUAAAUUUGAUCCUAGAAUUUUAUUACAGAAAUGUUUGAAAACUACUUCUCAUUCCUGUAUAUACUGCAAUCAUGCUAGGAAAAUUGCUGUUAAUGGAAGGCAACUUGCAUUGCAUUGCAUCGCUGAACAUAGAUUUUCUGCAAUAGUGAACAGCAUCACUGCUGAAGAGUUGAUCCCAGAAAGCUUUGUAAAUAGAAUUAAAGAAACUCUAGAUGAACUUGAUUCUGUAUUUUUCAACCUGGAAUCGAGUUUUAGCAAUGAAGCUGUAACUUUUUCUCACCUUUUCGAGUGUUUUCAGUGCCACUUCAGUACUUCAGUUCACAAGGAACUGUACCUGCACAAUAGAAAGUUUCACUCUAAGAAUUUGCUGCUUUGCAUUAUGUGUAAAUCAAAUUUUUAUAGUUAUAGCGAACUCAUCUGUCACUUGUGCCCUGGUUUGUAUGUCUUAGACUAUGAUGUAAAAUUUCGAUGUUGUAUGUGUGUCAAUGAUGACUUACCGAGUUCUUUUCGACUUAUGGUUCACCUGCGCAAGAGACACAAUAUAUGUGAUGUGUGUUUAGAAACUUGUCAUACUCAAUAUCGUCUUUCUAAUCAUGUGUGGAAACAUAAAUUGCAUCAUUUCUGUUAUCGCUGUGGCAUUGCAUACCGUAACAAGCCUGACAUCACAAGGCACUUGUUUUGGAAACACGGUACAGAGAGUGUACUUUGCAAGAAAUGUGUUCAGAAGAAAUGGCCUCAUGUGUACCACUUUUGUGUACCACCUGCUAAUUUUGCUUGUGAGGAGUGUGGACUUACUUUCACCAAGGCUGUGUCUGUUAAAGUUCACAAAAGGAUUCAUAGUAAUGAGAAAAAGUGGGCAUGUACAUUUGAAGGAUGUGAAGAAAAGUUCAUUUCCAAAAAGUUGAUGGAGAAACAUGAGAGGAGGCAUUGGGAACCUUCUGAUGAAGUUAAAGUUGAAGAGAAGGUUGAAGAGACUAGAGGAGAAGGGGAUGAAGAAAAUAAAUCAGAAAUUAUUAAAGAAGAAGAAAAACCUAAACCAAAAAUAGACGUCUUGGACUUACCAGCUUUAAAUCUUUCUGAAAGUGAUAGUAGUGAUUCUGAAGCAGAAAAUAUUGCAAAUAAUGAUAAACCCAAACCAGAGUGUACUCUUCCUGAUACAGAGUUAGAGCCUCCUGGAGAUCUCCCACCAAUCAAUAUCUUACAAGAAGAUAAACCUAGUGAACUACCCACAGAAGAAGAGAAUCCUACAUCUGUUAUUCAACACAUUUGGGAUAAUUUCAAAAACUACCAGGAGAGUAAACAGAAGUUAGAUAGUAUGUAUACUGAACCUACAGAAACAGCCAAUGAAACUUCUGACAUUCCAGUACCAAUAGUUGAAGAAAUUUCAUCAGAAGUAGCAUUAAGAGACCAUGACUACUGUUCAAAUCCAGAAAAGAAGACUGAUAUCACACUUUUUGAAGUGAAACCAGCACUAAACGACAGUGUAGACCAUGAUUAUUGCUUUAGUAAACCAGAAGGUGUAGUAGCAGAAAAACCUUCUAUCGAGGAACAGCCUGGAGCUUCAGAUGUACAAGAGAAAGUUGAAGAGGAAAAAAAACGUAAUUCUUCCAGCUCUAGCAGCGAUUCAGAUUCCUCGAGCUGUUCGUGUGGUUCUAAUUGCAGCUGCAGCUCAAGUUCUGGGGGCAGUUCCAGUUCUAGCUCAGAUAGUUCUAAUAGUGAUAGUUCUACUGAAGAGGGCAGGAAAAAGCAGUUAGCAAGACGUCAGAAAAGGAAAGAAAGAGCAAAAAAGAUAAAAGAGGCAGAAGCAAAUAAAGUAGUUGAUGUUGUGGCUACUGAUGCUCUUCCAGUCAUAAUAGAAACUCCCAUCCGGGAAUCUGACUUGGAUACAACAGAAAGUGAGACCGACGAAGAAUUCUAUGACGAAGCACCCCAAAAACUUGCCAAGAAAUUAUUAGAAGAAAAACGUCAACAGCUGCUGGACAUAAUGGGACCUAACAGUGUGCCCAAUGGUACAUUCAUUGAAAGUACAAGUAGACCGCCUACUCCCCCUGCAGAAGUUGUUGAAGAAGAGAGAAAGAAAAAGAAAUCCAAGUCAAAGAAACGUAAGAAGAAAAAGAGUGAAAGAAGAGAGCAAGAGCAAUUGAUGAUGACAACCAGUGUGAUAUCACCGGAUAUUCCGAUACCACCUUAUUAUCAGCAGUUUCAUCAACAUCAGCAAUUACACUAUCAACAAACCCCAUCUGUGGCUCCGAUAACCUUGACAAUAUCGAGAAAUUCCCCAGUCCAAAACCAGUCUACUGUCACUGUUGCUCCAAGUUUGCCGUUGUCUUAUCCAAAGGUUCAGACUGAAGCAGCUUUCUCCAGACAAGAUUCAAGUGAUUCUAGUUUACGGGCAUCAAAGCGAAGGAGAGUACCUAAUAAAUUUUAUGGUUAUUCCAGUGAUGAAGAUCAAGAUAAGGUACCUCAGCACGUUUCCAAGUGGAGAAAAACAGAGGUACCCCAGACUCCGACGUCACCUAUGGUUGUUCCACCAAUAACCAUUAAAACAAUUCCUCAAGAACCAGCGCCUCUACCCCAACCUACAGUUGAACCUAUCUCAAUUCGAACGGGUACUCACCUCAGUGAUUUUAGAGUCCAAAGGCCAAGGCCAAGACCUACCAUCCCCCCCAUACGGCUGCUGAGCCGCGGUCCUGAUGAAAAAGAUAGUGAUAGUGACUCAAAUGACUCCAGUUCAGAGGAGCAAGCUGUACUACCGCCAAAACCUGCUCAACCGCAGCUCUACUGUUAUUGCCAAUGUCCUUAUGACGAGGUAUCUGAGAUGAUAGGUUGCGAUGCUUCUGACUGUGCAAUCGAAUGGUUUCAUUUUGAGUGUGUCGGCAUUAUGGUUCCCCCAAAGGGUCAGUGGUUCUGUCCGGACUGUAGAAAAAAGAAAGCUAGGCGGGAGCUGAUGCAGAAUAUGAAGAAUUAGAGCUUCAGAUUUGCUUCUUCCUAAUUUAAUCACGGAAGUGGAAGCCGCCUUCACUUGUUUAUAUUGAGAUUUUUUCCUAUACUUUCAACUUCAGAAGUAUACUAGUUCAUUACUGGUCCAUUGUAUUAUUGAGGAAUUAGUGUUGAACACAAAAUGGAGUGAACUCAAAGAGAGGAUAUUUGGGAACUAAAUUACUGAAAGAACGGUUUUGGUUUUUCAUACAAAUGGGAAAGUUUUAAUAUAAAGGUUGAGGGAAUAUUAUUCACAUUGCAUCCUAAAAACUAGGUGAUCGCCUAUAGUGUUGAGGUAGUAUUCAAAAACACUUCAUUGUGAGAUUAUUCACUAAAUAGUUUAACAAAAACGCGACACACGCGACACUUGUUUCGCAAUACAAUAGCCUCUUCAGGCGUGUCCAGGCGUGUAUAUACACACUCGAAGAAGCUAUUGUAUAGCUAAACAAGUGUUGGGUUUUUGUGAAAGUGUUCAGUGAAAAUUUCAAAAUGAAGUGUUUCUUGAAUAUUAUGGAUUUCAUCAAGUAUCCGCCGAUUCCAUUACAUAUCUUUAGGUAGAAUUAUUCAUGCGAACAAAAUUUUUUUACUAUUAAUUUCACUGUUGAUCAUUCUAAUUACAUCAUUCAUAAACAAAAAAUUAAUUAAUCUCUAAACACAUUGUCAAGUAGGAAAGCCCUUUUACCUUCAUGUACUCAUUACUUCUUUAGGGACUUGAUACAUUGUAAGUUGAAAAUAAUCUCUAACAUGUAGAGAAUAUAAAAAAAAAUAGUUCAUAACAGAAAGUAAUAUUGAUUGUUUGUGUUUAGACAUAUUUGGUAACAAAUUUAGAGGCAAGUUGCAUAAUAAACAUCACAAUGUUUUAUUUUCUACCUAAGCGCACUGGUUAAUAGUCGAAGUUUGGUGGUCGAAUGAGAAACUGGUGCAACAAAUCCUUCUUCAUAUACUUUCAAUAUUACCUGUUUUCCUCAAUUUUUAUGGGUUUGUUGAUGUGACAUACAAAUUUUCACUUAAUUGUAUGUUUUCGAGUAGUAUCUUCAUCAGUUUUUAGGAUGUGGUGUGCCCCUAUAUAUAGAAUAUGUGGAAAGCAAGGUGUUCAAAAAAAUUGAACAAAGUGGAAACAGGUUCCUUCUUUUAAAAUUUGCUUCAUUUCUAAUCUGUUCGACAUUCAUUUUAACUGAUUCUAAUGCAAAACUUAGAAUAACUUGUUCAGUGCUAUAUUAAAAUUUUAUCGAAUUAUAUCUCGAAAAUGAUCAAAGUUUAAAUAUUCAUUAUGAGCAUUCUGAAUACCAACUCUGCAGCAUCAAAUGAAUCACAGCAAAUUUUAUUGAUGAAUUCCCAUAAGUUGAGGAAUAUCUUGUUUUGAAAACACACUAGGAAAACCAGUUUGAGAAAAGCGGCCUGUUUUCACUUUAAGUGAGCAGGAACGUCCGGUUUAGUUGUAAAUAUAGUAUAAAAAUAAUAUAGGUAUUUGUAUAUAUUUAUAAAUAGUGAAUUCUUAAAACAUUGUGAUUAUAAGUUAAUGAAAUGCAGUUAUUUAAUUUUUUUAGGGUAAGUUCUGUAUUGUCUUGCGUCAUACUUUUUGAAUCAUGUAAAACAUAUAUAAUUGAAUAGUGUUAUGAUAGAUUGCCAAAUUAGUGUUGUACACAAUUGUAAAUAUUUGUAAUUUAGGAUGUUGCUCUGUUCUCUUCCAACAAAAGUUCAUUUUGUUAGAAUUGGAGCUGAAAUAUACUCCUGUAUGCUUUCAGAACUCUUUUUGUGUAUAUCUUUUCUGAUAUAUCAAUAAAAAAUAUAAAAUGAAUCUUUGGAGUAACA
This is a messenger RNA of Leptinotarsa decemlineata (Colorado potato beetle), 7078 nucleotides long. RefSeq names its product Misexpression suppressor of ras 4 (gene MESR4). Lineage: Eukaryota; Metazoa; Arthropoda; Insecta; Coleoptera; Chrysomelidae. Gene Ontology annotation, biological process: regulation of transcription by RNA polymerase II. The record is from RefSeq and is a predicted model, not a curated record. Gene Ontology annotation, cellular component: nucleus.